This is a messenger RNA of Hevea brasiliensis (rubber tree), 1825 nucleotides long. Its product is annotated as la protein 1. Gene Ontology annotation, biological process: RNA processing. The record is from RefSeq and is a predicted model, not a curated record. The transcript has 10 exons. Gene Ontology annotation, cellular component: nucleus. Lineage: Eukaryota; Viridiplantae; Streptophyta; Magnoliopsida; Malpighiales; Euphorbiaceae. Gene Ontology annotation, molecular function: mRNA binding. The coding region runs from base 84 to 1505 and encodes 473 amino acids.
UCCCUCUCUCUUGCUUUUGAUUGAUCAGCUUCUCUCUCCUUUUCCGUCUCUCUCUCUCUCUCUCUACCUUCAGCUGUACGAUAAUGGCGAUGCCUUCUUUGGAAGAAGGGACGGCGAAAGAAGUCCUUAGACAGGUGGAGUUUUACUUCAGUGAUAGCAAUCUCCCUAGAGACAAUUUUAUGAGAAGAACUAUCAACGCCAGUGAGGAUGGCAUGGUGAGUCUUGCAUUGAUAUGCUCGUUUAAGAAGAUGAAAGGUUAUCUGAAAUUGAAGGACUUGAAGCCCGAAGAGGUGCCGGAAGAUACUGUCAAGGCAGUUGCUGAAACUCUUAGGAAAUCUACUUCUCUUAAAGUUUCUGAAGAUGGGAAGAAAGUUGGUAGGAUUGCUGCACUCUUAAAGCCAGAAGAGGCAACAGAGCAAUUGGACAUAAGAACAAUUGCUGCAUCACCUCUAGAGUAUGAUGUGAAGCGGGAGGAUGUGGAAUCAUUUUUAGGAAAAUAUGAGGUGUCAAGUGUGAGGAUGCCUCGUCACGUGGCAGACAAAAGGGUAUUUUGUGGCACUGCAUUGAUUGAGUUCUCAACAGAGGAAGAUGCUGAAAAUGUUUUGAAGCAAAGUUUGGUUUUUGGUGGUGUACAACUAGAAUUAAAACCAAAGAAGGAAUUUGAUGCAGAAAGAGCAAAACAAGAAGAGGAAUUAAAAAAUUCCCGCCUCUUGACAGUUUCAAAUAACAAGAACUAUUCAAAUGCAGAAGCAACCUAUCCAAAGGGUUUAAUCGUCGCAUUUACUUUAAAGGGCUUGUCAGCUGGAGAUUCGGUGGAAGGCGAUGGUGCUCAAGAGCCUGUCAGUGUUGAUUCAAAGGUCUGUAAAGCUGACGGAGGAUUAAAAUCCUCAGAGAACGAUGCUCAAGAAAAUGAACAGAAGGAGUCAGAGAAUGUAUCUGAUGAUAAAGAAAAUAAUGAGAUGAAUGUUGAGGAGGGAAAGGAAGAAAAGGCCAAUGAAGAAAUUGGCUCUGAAAGUAAAGAAAUACAAGUGGAAGAAGGGGAGAAGUCUGCUGAAGAUCCCACUGGAAAGGACAAGGAAAAAGAGGGGAAAUCCAAAGCUGAUGCCUAUAGGGACGACAUGAAUGUUGUAUUGCGUGAAGAUUUGAAGGCUGUCUUGGGAAAAUUUGGCACUGUCAAGUUCGUUGAUUUCAAGAUUGGAGAGGAUUCAGGAUAUGUUAGAUUUGAACAACCUGAAGCAGCACAGAAAGCUCGUGCAACUGCAGUCUUAGCUAAAGAAGGUGGCUUGAUUGUAAAGAAUUUCGUUGCCAUUUUAGAACCAGUGACUGGUGAGGCAGAGGAGGAGUACUGGAACCUGCUGCGUGGCAAUCAAGAAAAACAUUGGGAAAAUAAAGGCAACCGCGGAAGGAGAGGAAAACACCAGAGAGGUGGUGGUAAACACCCCCGAUCUAGAGAUAAUCAUUCGACUGGUCGACCAAAUAAAGCUCAGAAAGUUGGAGCAUCAUGAGAGAAAUUAUCGCUAAGUCGUCGGUUUUGAGGUCACUUUUGUAGACACUCUUGGAGUUUAUGUGAGAGCAAUUGCACUGCUGCUUACUCUCCCUGAUGUCUCUUAUCAAUAAGUUAAUUUGUAACUGAUAUAAGACAUUCAGUUAUUUCAUAGAUGCAAAUGAGAGUCGGCUCCAACUUAAGUUUGAUAUAGUUGAUGCAGUCGUUAACCGUACGAUGUGCAUUGGCCUGCACAGUAGAGUGUGGUCAGUAGGCUGAUUUUUUUUUUUCAAAUUAUAUUUAUAAAAGCAUGUCUCUGAACCCUUUGGUUCAACAGAAAAA